AUGGCGUGGGACCACCUCGAUUUCGACAAGCCACAUUUGGCAUACAUGAUCCUUGGCGGGUUCACAAGCCUUUUCAUGCUGUGCUCCCUGUUUGUGAAGGAGAAGCUCUACAUUGGAGAAGCAACCGUUGCCACGUUGUGUGGUGUUAUUUUCGGACCACACGCCGCAAACCUUUUCAACCCGAUAUCAUGGGGGAACGUCGACAAGCUUACCCUCGAGUGCUCCCGGAUCGUCCUGGUCGUGCAAUGUUUCGCCGUCGGUGUCGAACUGCCCAAGUCCUAUAUGGAGAGGCACUGGAGAUCCGUCAUCAUGUUGCUAUUACCCAUCAUGACUAUCGGAUGGCUGGUGACCAGUCUUUUUAUCUGGUGGAUGGUUGAGCCAUUGUCCUGGCUGGAGAGCUUAAUUUGCGCCGCAUGCGUUACAGCUACCGACCCCGUGCUGGCGUCCUCCGUCGUCGGUAAGGGCAAGUUUGCGAAACGAGUGCCCAAGCAUCUCCGAGAUGUCCUCUCCGCGGAGUCCGGAUGCAACGACGGCAUGGCCUUCCCUUUCAUCUAUCUCUCCUUAUAUCUGAUGGCCUACCGUCCAGACAGUGCCAAGGUCGCCGAGCACUGGAUAGUGGUAACUAUCCUGUAUGAGUGUAUCUUUGGCGCCAUAUUCGGCUUCCUUAUCGGCUACGCUGGUCGUCACGCCAUCAAAUUUGCUGAAUCCAAAAAGCUGAUUGACCGAGAGAGUUUCCUUGUUUUCUACUUCGUUCUCGCUCUUUUCUGUGCCGGUGCUGGUAGUUCACUGGGGAUGGACGAUCUCCUGAUCGGGUUUUCUGCUGGCAUUGGAUUCAGUAAUGACGGCUGGUUCACGGAAAAAACUGAAGAAUCUCAUGUUUCCAACGUCAUUGAUCUGUUGCUUAACCUUGCUUAUUUCGUCUACUUCGGUGCUAUCAUCCCCUGGGAACAGUACAACCUACCGGACCUAGGCUUGGUUCCAUGGCGCUUGGUCAUCCUUGCAAUUCUAGUCAUUUGCUUCCGCCGGAUCCCAGCCAUGCUUAUGAUGAAACCGUUUAUUCCAGACGUUAAAACAUGGCGAGAAGCGUUGUUUGCAGGUCAUUUUGGCCCAAUUGGUGUCGGUGCCAUAUUUGCCUGUAUUUUGGCACGAGCUGAACUUGAGACGCACAGUACUCAGCCGCUGUCAGAGCUCCCUAACCCAGGAACUAAAGACUAUAUGAUCAUAUACGUGAUCUGGCCUAUUACCACAUUCUUGGUCAUCACUUCUAUCAUCGUCCAUGGCUCCUCCAUCGCAGUAUUCACCUUGGGUAAACAUAUCAACACUUUAACCUUGACAAUGUCGUAUACCCAGGCCCACGAGGAUGGGCCAUCCUGGAUGAACCGCCUCCCCAGGAUCCAGUCUACAUCAAAGACUUCCCUCUCUAUGAGAAAGGACUCCUGGGAAACGAUGGAGAAACCAGAAUUCCCCCCCGGAACACUGGGUCCCAUUGGAGUCCCUGGAAAUCUGCUAAGGCGGCAGAGGGAUGAUGAUCCCUAUAGUACACCAGCUAGCCGUGCAUCGAGUCUAAGACCUAACCGCAGACGUAAACAAGGAGUCCAGGGAGCUGGUGGACCGAUCAGUCAGUCUGCUAUUACUCCCCAGCGAAGGCCUGAGGGAGAAUUACAAGUCAGCAAACCUCCAACUCCUGAAGCGGAGGCCUCCGAGGAUACAAGGGGUCGUCGACAGCUUUCUGAAGGAGGGCAACCCACUUCUCCACGGGCUGAGGUUUACCAGGAGGGAGACAAUAUCAUUGUUGAAGAUGAAGAAGGAAAUGUACUUGAGCCCGACAGAGUUGUGAAAGAGAAAAGCAGCGAGGCCAGCAAACCAGCCGGUAUAGAACCUAAGGGAGGAAUUAUGCAGAAACUCUUCCCCGCCUGGGCUGGCUUUGGCAAAACCCAAAAAGAUGAAUCUCAUCCCCAAGUCAACCGUGCACGCCGCUCUGCUCGAGCAUAUCAAUUUGCCAACACCAUUAUUGUCGAGGAUGAAGACGGAGAAGUCAUUAAGAAAUACACUAUCCCUUCAUCCCCCAAAAAGGAAACUGGAGCUGGGGCUGCUGGUACUGAAGAGGAACAACCUAAGUUGUUACGUCGUAUCACCAAGCUUGGUACUUGGACCGGCGAUGGUGCUGGCGAGUCUGCCGCAGCUGCGGCAAAGAAAGCUGAGGAGGAAGAUGCAGGCAUCCGAUUCACUGUACCUGUUUCUGGGGAUGUUGAUGAUCACUUGAGAGGCCGCAGAAUGAGUAAACAAGACUUCAUCAACCAAAUGCAACAUCUCGGGCCCAAGUCACCCAGCGAUGGCUCCUCAAAGUUCAGUUACAUCUUCCGACGUGAUGGCAAUCGAGGACGAGCCAAUCCUCACCGCAGCAUGCCUAUUAGCGGGCCCCAUGGUGGAGGUGUCGAGGGCAUGCCCUCGCCCGAGGGAAUAUCAGAAAUGUUAGCACAAUACACUGGUCCUGAGGGUUCAGCUGCCGAUAGACAACGCCGCAAACUAUCAGACCCAGUAUCUCGAGGAUCAUCUCUCAGUCGCCAUGACUCCGAGGACGAUGGCACCGAACGUAUUCCGCCUGCCCAUCGCCGUGCGAUUGCCGCAGGACAGCAGCCACCAGACCUACAUUCCCCAACUGUACCUUCCGCUCGUAGCAGCAAACAUGUUUCGAAGCUCGACGAUGAUAUAGAAACCCCUGCGGAACGGAAACGUCGUCUUGCUGCCCUUGGUGCAUACCGCAGCCCGUCAAUGCAGCGUGAAUCUGACAGCGAGGACGAUGGAGAGCCUCGUGUAGUCAAGGGAAAGGUCCAAUUUGCAGACGGAACCAAACAUGCAAAGAGAAAGUCGCCCGUGCAAGCUAAUUUCUCGUUGUCCACUGGUGUCACCUCGCCAGAUCUACCUUCUUCUCCUCCACCCGUUUAUGCUCCUGAGAGUAACCCUUUCUCUGAUGUUGGCAACGCUCCCGACUCUACGGGCCAAAGUACCAACGAAGGGGUUGGCAAUGGCAACGGAAACACUCCUAGAAACGGUUCCAAGUCCAAGAUCUCGUGGGGAGGUGAGAUAGGUCGUUGA
Molecule: messenger RNA, 3096 nt
Organism: Trichophyton verrucosum HKI 0517
Lineage: Eukaryota; Fungi; Ascomycota; Eurotiomycetes; Onygenales; Arthrodermataceae
Exons: 1
Coding region: 1-3096 (1031 amino acids)
Biological process (GO): proton export across plasma membrane; intracellular potassium ion homeostasis; regulation of membrane potential
Cellular component (GO): plasma membrane
Molecular function (GO): sodium:proton antiporter activity
Source: RefSeq, a predicted model, not a curated record